Messenger RNA from Lytechinus variegatus (green sea urchin), 417 nucleotides. Its product is annotated as protein atonal homolog 7-like. The record is from RefSeq and is a predicted model, not a curated record. Gene Ontology annotation, molecular function: protein dimerization activity. Bases 1 to 417 code for a protein of 138 amino acids. NCBI's taxonomy places the organism in Eukaryota, Metazoa, Echinodermata, Echinoidea, Temnopleuroida, Toxopneustidae. The transcript has a single exon.
AUGACUAUGCAAGAUAUGGCGCCUACAACGAACGAAAGAUCAACGUAUUGUAUCCAGACAUCAUCCUCUUCUUCCCCAUCGUCAUCGUCGUCAUCGACGUCGAUACUCCAUCCACUUGUAAAUGACGUCCUUUCCUCUCGUGUGUACUUGGAUACUAUAGAACGGCGCGCACCGGUUGUCGAGGCAAGACGCAAACGACGACGUCUGGCUGCGAACGCGAGAGAACGCAAGCGCAUGAACGGACUCAAUGCAGCCUUCAACGCGCUUCGGUGUAAAGUAACUAAUUACAAUGGAGACAGUUUGCUUUCGAAACAUGACACUUUGCUGAUGGCUGUGAACUAUAUUACUGCAUUGAGAUCUAUGUUGGAGGACGCAGGCUCUGAGAGCAGCGAAAGUAGAUGUGGAUCACCAGAUUAG